This is a messenger RNA of Ictalurus furcatus (blue catfish), 1813 nucleotides long. It is a transcript of the gene bzw2, whose product is annotated as basic leucine zipper and W2 domains 2. The record is from RefSeq and is a predicted model, not a curated record. Lineage: Eukaryota; Metazoa; Chordata; Actinopteri; Siluriformes; Ictaluridae. Gene Ontology annotation, molecular function: protein binding. The transcript has 12 exons. Gene Ontology annotation, cellular component: membrane; cytoplasm. The coding region runs from base 113 to 1375 and encodes 420 amino acids.
AUUUAGCUCCGAGCAGUGUGAGCUUGACAGCCACUUUGUGCUGGAGUGCUCACAGAGAGACACACACAUCACACUCACUCUGUAGUGGAAAGGACAUUACAGCAGGACUUUUAUGAAUACCGGUAAGCAACAGAAGCCAGUGCUUACAGGCCAACGGUUUAAGACCAGGAAAAGGGAUGAAAAGGAGAAGUUUGAGCCCACGGUUUUCAGAGACACAAUCAUUCAGGGCCUCAACGAAGCUAGGGGUGAUCUUGAUGCUGUAGCCAAGUUUCUGGAUGUCACCGGUUCGAGAUUGGACUACCGUCGCUAUGCUGACACUCUGUUUGACAUCCUCAUUGCUGGGAGCAUGCUUGCCCCCGGGGGAACGCGCAUUGAUGAUGGGGACAAGACCAAGGUGACUGUCCACUGUGUGUUCACUACAGAGGAAAAUCACACUGCUGCUCGUAGCUAUGCUCAGGUUUUCAAUAAACUUAUCAGGAGAUACAAAUAUCUGGAGAAGGCGUUUGAGGAUGAAAUAAAAAAGCUUCUUCUCUUUCUGAAAGCCUUCAGUGAGUCUGAGCAGGCGAAACUGGCCAUGCUGACUGGCAUCCUGCUGGCCAAUGGCACACUGCCACCUGCCAUCCUUACCAGCCUCUUCAGUGAUAACAUUGUGAAAGAAGGAAUCGCUGCUUCCUUUGCAGUGAAGCUAUUCAAAGCAUGGAUAGCUGAGAAAGAUGCCAAUGCAGUGACUUCAGCCCUGAGGAAGGCCAGUCUGGAUAAGAAACUCCUUGAGCUCUUUCCUGCCAACAAGCAAAAUGUGGAGCACUUCACAUUGUACUUUACUGAAGCUGGACUGAAGGAGCUAUCGGACUUCCUGCGUGUGCAGCAGUCUUUGGGCACCCGCAAGGAGCUGCAGAAAGAACUGCAAGAGCGUCUGUCUCAAGAAUGUCCCAUCAGAGAGAUUGUGGUGUAUGUGAAGGAAGAGAUGAAGAGGAACGAUCUACAGGAGCAGGCUGUGAUUGGCUUACUCUGGUCCUGCCUUAUGAACGCUGUAGAGUGGAACAAGAAGGAAGAGCUGGUUACUGAGCAGGCCCUCAAACACCUAAAGCACUACGCUCCUUUGCUGGCUGUGUUCAGUACUCAGGGUCAAUCUGAACUGGUGUUGCUGCUGAAGAUUCAGGAGUACUGCUAUGACAACAUCCACUUUAUGAAAUCCUUCUCCAAGAUAGUAGUGCUAUUCUACAAAGCUGACGUCCUUAGUGAGGAAGCCAUUUUGAAAUGGUACAAAGAUGCCCAUGCUGCCAAAGGGAAAAGUAUCUUUCUGGAGCAGAUGAAGAAAUUUGUGGAGUGGCUUCAGAAUGCAGAGGAAGAGUCUGAAUCCGAGAGAGAAGAUUAGCAUUCUGGACGACUGAAGAUCACGACACACUGCUCUCUAAGGCCAGCCUGUUAGUCCACUGUAGUAGGAAGACUCCUAGACACUCAAGCACAACCAAUGGAGAAGCCAUAGAUAACCUUUUAAUAAAAAACACAUAUUCUUUACCAGUACUGUUCAGGUACUCUGAAAUUCUGCUUCUCAAAUAUUCAACGGAAUAAAUCCACUUGUAUGUAUGACUGAUUUUUAUUAAUAAAAAGGCUUUUAUAUGUACCGUAUCUUGUUGAAAUGUCACAUCAAACACCGAAAAUCCAAAACCAUAAUCUCAGUUUCUACUAAUGUGGGAGGGAUUAGAGGUUUAUAGUUUGUCUUUUUUCCCCUCUGAAAAUAUUAUACAGUGAAAAUACAGAAGUGUUAUUGUAUUUUUUUAUUUUCCAAUAAAGAAUCUUUUUAAAGCCCAAA